Molecule: messenger RNA, 701 nt
Organism: Xenia sp. Carnegie-2017
Lineage: Eukaryota; Metazoa; Cnidaria; Anthozoa; Malacalcyonacea; Xeniidae
Product: MORN repeat-containing protein 5-like
Exons: 6
Coding region: 75-611 (178 amino acids)
Source: RefSeq, a predicted model, not a curated record
UAACAAGCAAUAUGGCGAAGUAAUUGAAGUGUUUUUUCGUUUGAAGAGUAUUUUUGUGGAAUUUUUGUUUAUAAAUGGAGUAUACUGGUAGUUCGUACGACGGAGAAUUUCAUAAUGGAAGAAUGGAAGGGAAUGGCGCAUACAAGCUUCCCGAAGCUUUGAGCUCUAAAUAUGUGGGACAAAUGAAGGAUGGGAUGUUUCAUGGCUCAGGUACAUUGUUCUUUGAUAAUGGCAGCAAGUACGAAGGAAAAUGGGAAAAUGGUAUUGCACUAGAGGGUCAAUUUACGUUUCAUGAUGGUCUGGAGUAUAAACAUCAGGAAUGGGAAUACUGUGAUGGUUAUGACAGACGAUUUUAUACCGAAAUUUGCAACGGAUUGAGACCUGCAGGUCGUUCCCAGCUCACCAAUCGCGUGCCACCACGUGACAUUCUCGAAGGCUGCUAUGACUGUGGUGACGGUUUUUACAACCCAGUGACGCGUAUUGUUGUAGAUUAUGAAGGGCAAUUCUUACGAAAUGCGGACGAUGACGAGCAUGCGUGGAUCAUGAAAACAUGUCGUAAAGGAUGGGAUGAAAAUGUUGGAGGAAAAUUAAGAGAUUUUGCUGCAAAAUAAUCGGGAAUUUUCUCAAAGCGUUAGCAUAUCAUGUAAAUAACAUAUAAGAAACAAAUAAAAGUAAACUUAUCGUCUUCUGUGAGAUAAAAA